AGGCGCUGCUGGUACCGCGGAACUGCAAGCAUCGAUCGCCUCGCCGGCCUCAGUCCACGCCUGGUCUUCAAACCCAGAGCCUCAUUUUCCCCGGCACUGAGCUGCUCAGUCUCGGCCCCGCCCUUUGUGCGCUGGCGGUGGUUUCCUAGGGAACGACGCUGCGCGCCGACGGCGAUUGGACCGGGUCGCGCGUGCGUGGUGGCCUGUGUUGGUGGCGACCCCGCGGAGGGUGCCGAGGUUUGACUGCUACACAGAAUGGCCCAUUUCUCCAGCGACGAUGAGGUGAUGCUGCAGGCGAUGCUCCGGCAGCUGUUCCAGAGCGUGAAGGAGAAAAUCACUGGCGCUCCCUCCUUGGAGUGCGCAGAGGAGAUCCUCUUGCGGCUGGAGGAAACUGACGAAAAUUUCCACAACUAUGAAUUUGUAAAAUACCUUAGACAGCACAUAUGUAACACGCUGGGGUCUAUGAUCGAAGAAGAAAUGGAAAAAUGCACAUCUGAUCAUAACCAGGGUGAGGAAUCUGGUUAUGACACUGUUGUACAGCACGUCACCAAGAGAACGCAGGAGUCUAAGGAGUAUAAGGAAAUGAUGCAUUCCCUGAAGAACAUCAUGAUGGUGGUGGUAGAGGCCAUGAUCAACAAGUUUGAGGAAGAUGAGACCCGGAGUCAGGACAGGCAGCGGCUACUGCAGAAGGAGGAGCGUGGCAGCUGCUGCACGGACAAUUGUUCUGACAGUGACUCCUCCUUCAAUCAGAGUUACAAAUUCUGCCAAGGAAAACUACAGCUGAUUUUAGAUCAGUUGGAUCCUGGGCAACCGAAAGAGGUGAGAUACGAAGCUUUACAGACGCUGUGCUCAGCUCCUCCAUCCGAUGUCCUGAACUGUGAAAACUGGACCACUCUCUGUGAAAAACUCACCACUUCUCUGUCCGAUCCAGAUCCUGCGUUCACUGACCGGAUUUUAAAGUUCUAUGCACAGACUUUUACACUCUCACCGUUACACAUGACCAAGGAAAUUUAUACACGCUUAGCUAAAUAUCUGGAGUUAUACUUUCUUUCUAGAGAAAAUCACAUUCCUACUCUUUCAAGUGGAGUAGACAUAAGCAGUCCCAAUGUGACCCGCUUACUGAAAAAGGUUCGCCUUCUGAAUGAGUAUCAGAAAGAAGCUCCAUCCUUUUGGAUUCGACACCCAGAGAAGUAUAUGGAGGAAAUUGUGGAGAGCACUUUGUCCCUGUUAUCGGUAAAACAUGAUCAAAGCCAUCUUGUCUCACAGAAGAUUUUGGAUCCCAUCUAUUUUCUCGCAUUAGUUGAUACUAAAGCUGUGUGGUUCAAAAAAUGGAUGCAUGCGUAUUACAGCAGAACUGUAGUACUAAGACUACUUGAAAAGAAAUAUAAAUCUCUGAUAACUACAGCAGUUCAGCAGUGUGUUCAGUACUUGGAAUUGUGUGAGACUAUGAGAACUGAUGACAUUUUGGGACAUUCAAAGCAUUGUGGAGACAAGCAAAAAAGUUUCUUCUACUCAGGACAAGAGCUGCAGUAUAUUUAUUUCAUUCACUCGCUGUGCCUUUUAGGAAGAUUGUUGAUAUAUACACAAGGCAGAAAACUAUUUCCCAUAAAGCUGAAGAAUAGAAAAGAUUCAGUGUCUCUCAAAAAUCUGCUGGUUUUGUUUACUCAACUCAUCUAUUAUUCACCAAGUUGUCCAAAGAUGACAUCAGUUGCUUAUUCAGAGAACUACUCUCCGGCAAGUAUGGUGACUGACGUCCUGCAGAUCCUCUGCGACCAGAAAGAAUGUGCCGUGGAGUGCUUGUACAACAGCACUGUGACAGAGACACUUCUCCAGCCCAUUCAUAACCUGAUGAAAGGAACCGCGGCCGCUCCGGAUUUCUCUGAAACAGCUUUAAUUCACAUAGCGGAUAUUUUGGCAAGAAUUGCUUCUGUAGAAGAAGGACUUAUGUUGCUUCUUUAUGGAGAAAAUAUGAACUCUUCUGAAGAAGAAAGUCCUACAGGUGCUCAUAUAAUAGCCAAGUUUUCAAAGAAACUUCUUGAUGAAGAUAUUUCUAUUUUCUCUGGAUCAGAAAUGUUGCCUGUAGUUAAAGGAGCGUUUAUUUCUGUGUGUCGUCAAAUAUAUGCCACAUGUGAAGGCUUGCAGGUGCUGCUUCCGUACGGUUUACAUGAAUCUAUAGCAAAGGCAUGGAAGAAGACAAGCUUGCUAUCGGAAAGGAUCCCCACUCCAGUAGAGGGCUCAGACUCAGUUUCUUCAGUGAGCCAGGAAUCUCCCAACAUUGUGGCUUGGGAAGACAAUUUGCUAGAUGAUUUACUGAACUUUGCUGCCACUCCCAAAGGAUUGCUCCUUCUUCAGAGAACAGGUGCCAUCAAUGAAUGUGUGACGUUUAUGUUCAACCAGUACGCGAAAAAACUGCAGAUAAACAGGCAGAAGAAGUUCGGCUAUGAAGUUUUGGUUGUCCAGGUGGCAUCCACAGCAGCAGGGGCAGUAGCUCUGCAAAAUUCAGGCUUCAUUAGUGCGCUUAUAACUGAGUUGUGGUCCAAUCUUGAAUGUGGAAGAGACGAUGUAAGGGUGACCCAUCCCAGAGCUAUUCCGGUGGAUCCUAUUGACCGAAGCUGUCAAAAGUCCUUCCUAGCUCUGGUGAAUCUGCUGUCCUACCCUGCUGUGUAUGAGCUAACAGGCAAUCAAGAACUUCCCAAUAAGGCCGAAUAUUCUCUUCGUGAAGUUCCAGCAUGUAUUAUUGAUAUAAUUGAUAGGCUUAUCAUUUUGAACUCUGAAGCUAAGAUUCGCUCGUUACUGAAUUAUGAACAAUCACACAUCUUUGGUCUAAGGUUAUUAAGUGUGGUGUGCUGCGAUCUGGAUGCUCUUCUUUUACUGGAGGCUCAGUAUCAAGUAUCCAACAUGUUACUACAUGCUCAGGAAGAAAAUACCUUUGAGACCUCAGAGAACCACAGGGACUUUAUAAUUGAUGGUUUGUCAGUCGAGAGGAAUCAUGUUCUUGUAAGGAUUAAUCUCAUUGGUGGACCCUUGGAGCGGAUUCUACCUCCAAGGAUGCUUGAGAAGGGGGAUGACCCAUAUCCUUGGCCAAUGUUCUCUUCGUAUCCAUUGCCACACUGCUAUUUGUCAGCAGUUCCACGAAGUGCUGAUAUGAAGCAAGACAGUGAUAUCGGAAAACUGUUAUCCUGCUUCAAAAUGUCUGAUAAACAAACUGAGUGGAUAGAAAACUGCCGAAGACAGUUCUGUAAAACAAUGAAGUCCAAGCCGGAUGCAGUCAGUGGAGGUGCUUUAGGAGAACUACUUGAAAAUUUUGUUCUUCAUCUCACCGAAAACCCUUCUGAAUGCUACUUCCCUUCAGUGGAGUACACAGCUACUGAUGCAGAUGUGAGGAAUGAAAGUCUCUCGUCUGUGCAGCAGCUUGGCAUUGACGCGGCUGUCAGGUAUGGCAAGUUUCUCAACUUGUUAAAAGAUGGUGCAGAAAAUGAUCUUGCCUUGGUCUUAAAGCACUGUGAGAGAUUCCUGAAACAACAGCAGUCACCAGUAACUUCUUCUCUUCUGCGCCUGCAAGGGCGCUACACAGGCCAUGACUGGUUUGUGUCUUCGCUGUUCAUCAUAAUGCUGGGGGAUAAAGAGAAGACAUUCCAGUUUCUUCAGCAUUUCUCCAGGCUUCUGACCUCUGCUUUCCUUUGGGUGCCAAGGCUGCAUAUUUCUAGGUACCUUCCUGUUGACACCGUCGAAACUGGCAUCCAUCCCAUAUAUUUCUGCAGCACUCACUACAUUGAAAUGCUGCUGAAGGCUGAGGUGCCUCUUGUGUUUUCAGCUUUCCACAUGUCUGGUUUUGCUCCAUCACAGAUUUGCCUGCAGUGGAUAACUCAGUGUUUUUGGAAUUACUUAGAUUGGAUUGAAAUAUGCCAUUAUAUUGCUACUUGUGUUGUCCUUGGUCCUGAUUAUCAAGUGUAUGUCUGCAUAGCUGUUCUCAAGCAUCUGCAGCGAGACAUUCUUCAACAUACCCAGACUCAAGAUCUGCAAGUCUUUCUCAAGGAAGAAGCACUCCGUGGGUUUCGAGUGAGCAACUACUUUGAAUACAUGGAGACUCUGGAGCAAAACUACCGACCAGUGCUGCUGAGAGACAUGCGCAGUCUGAGGGUGCAGAGCACAUAAAUGACGAGGGCUGCCCUAACUUUAUGUUGUAUUCAUUUUUAAGGGAGACAUGGCGGUGUGAUUGCAUCCUGUCUACAUCGGCAGCAUGUGCUUUGUGUGUCCAGGCAUUGUCAGUCAGUAUCGAGGUUUGGAACACAAUAUAUUCAUGUUGCUCUCGGCUCA
Messenger RNA from Alexandromys fortis (reed vole), 4317 nucleotides. It is a transcript of the gene Tbc1d32, whose product is annotated as TBC1 domain family member 32. The record is from RefSeq and is a predicted model, not a curated record. The coding region runs from base 256 to 4155 and encodes 1299 amino acids. Gene Ontology annotation, biological process: Golgi to plasma membrane protein transport. Gene Ontology annotation, cellular component: trans-Golgi network. NCBI's taxonomy places the organism in Eukaryota, Metazoa, Chordata, Mammalia, Rodentia, Cricetidae. The transcript has 33 exons.